This is a messenger RNA of Venustampulla echinocandica, 1482 nucleotides long. RefSeq names its product Cytochrome P450 oxidoreductase. Gene Ontology annotation, molecular function: oxidoreductase activity, acting on paired donors, with incorporation or reduction of molecular oxygen; heme binding; iron ion binding. The transcript is spliced from 5 exons. The coding region runs from base 1 to 1482 and encodes 493 amino acids. NCBI's taxonomy places the organism in Eukaryota, Fungi, Ascomycota, Leotiomycetes, Helotiales, Pleuroascaceae. The record is from RefSeq and is a predicted model, not a curated record.
AUGAUACUCGAUCAGAUUAAGUCUAGCCUUGCCACUGUUGUGGCGGCUGGAGCGGAGUUCGUCGCCCUAUACCCUCUGCCUCUACUCGCAAUUGUUAUCCUCUCCAUAUUGACAUUGAAUGUCAUCUCGGUACUUAAAACCAGAUACUUCCACUUGAAUACCAUUCCCGGGCCCAGCUUUGCGGCUUUUACUAGACUAUGGCUUUGCAAAGUUAUUGCUUCAGGGGACUCAGCCAAGAAAUUUGUGGAUAUCAAUAAGGAAUUUGGUCCAAUCGCUCGGAUAGGACCAAACCACCUCUUAACAGAUGACCCGGAAGUUGUACGACGAAUUCUAGCAGCACGGUCACAUUACACUAGAGGACCAUGGUUUGACUCGAUCAGGAUUGAUCCUCAUGUGCCAAACAUCGUCUCGGAAAGAGACACAGGGAAGCACAAUCAUUUACGGCAUCGGAUGUCAGCCGGUUACUCCGGCAAGGAGAUCCUAGGUACUGAAGCAAUAAUCGAUGAACGGAUCUCGGAUUUCGUGGAGCGAAUUGAGCAAAAAUGGGUAUCGGAGAAUGGCGAGACCAAAGUGUUUGAUAUUGGUAGGAGAAUCCAGUACCUUGCUGUGGACAUUAUUACCCACCUCUGUUUUGGUGAGCCACUCGGUUUCGUGGAUCAGGAUCGAGAUGUUCAUGACUUCCUUUUCACCAUCGAGAGUCAACUUCCCAUCGUGCAGCACUUCUCUGUGAUUAUUGAAAUCAACACAAUGGUUAGAAAUAUCAUGAGUUUUAGUUGGAUCAAGAAAGCACUUGCUCCUUCUGCGAGAGACAAGACUGGAAUUGGCAAGAUUAUGGGAAUCUCGAAGAAGGUAGUUGAUCAACGUAUAUUGCCUCUCGCAGAACCGAAAAAAGAUAUGCUUGGUUCAUUCCUCAAGCAUGGCCUUACAGCCGACGAGGCAGAGGCCGAGAUAUCCAUUUCCCUCGUUGCUGGGUCUGAUACCACAGCCACUUCAAUGCGUGCUACUCUUCUUGCAAUUAUUACAAAUCCAUCUGUCUACGCCAAGCUCCAAGCCGAAAUUGAUGCCGCAGACCGCGCCGGACUCCUCUCUUCCCCGAUUAAAGAAUCCGAAGCUUCCAAGCUCCCAUAUCUACAAGCCUGCAUAUCCGAAGGUCUUCGGCGCUUCCCGCCCAUUACUCAGCUCCGAGAGAGACAAGUUCCGCCUGAGGGAGACAUCAUCAAUGGGCACCAUGUGCCUGGAGGAACCUUCAUUGGCUUGAACGCGUGGGGCCUGCAGCUCAACUCCGUCUUUGGCUGGGAUCCGGAGAUUUUCCGCCCAGAGCGUUGGUUGAUCGAGGAUAAAGACUUGCUACUGAGAAUGCAGAAGGUACAUGAGCUAAUCUUUGGCUACGGAAACACGAAGUGUCUAGGAAUCCCAAUUGCCAUGUUGAACUUGAAUAAGAUCUUUGUCGAGGUCAGUAUUCCCAUCACUAUUCUUUCAUAA